This is a messenger RNA of Henningerozyma blattae CBS 6284, 1149 nucleotides long. RefSeq lists its product as uncharacterized. Bases 1 to 1149 code for a protein of 382 amino acids. Lineage: Eukaryota; Fungi; Ascomycota; Saccharomycetes; Saccharomycetales; Saccharomycetaceae. The record is from RefSeq and is a predicted model, not a curated record. Gene Ontology annotation, biological process: proteolysis. Gene Ontology annotation, molecular function: serine-type endopeptidase activity. The transcript has a single exon.
AUGAAACUCUCCAUUCUAUUUUCGAUAUUAACAUUGAAAAGCGUUUUUGCAACAAGAUUUAUUAUCCAAUUGACCAAUGAAGUUGAAUUACAUAAAUAUACAAAUAAAUUUUUAAGAGAAUUUGGAAUUAAUUCAGAUGAAGCACAGGUAGAAUUGUAUUCUGUGGGAAAAAAUUUUCAAGCAUUUUCUGCAAUAUUAGAACAAGACCAUUUAAGGUCGUUAUAUAAUGACUUGAAUAUUGCGGCAAUUUCUAUUGAUAGACAACUUGAACCACAAGAAAUGAUAGUACAGAAGGAUGCUCCAAGGCAUUUGACAAAAUUGUUAGAAACAGAGGCUGGGGAUAAUGAAUUUGUUUAUGAUUCGACAGCUGGGAACGGUGUUGAUAUUUAUAUUUUCGAUACAGGUAUCGCAAGAAAUUCUCCAGGAUUAUCAGCUUCAAGAAUUCAUGAUAUGCCAGGGAUGCCUGGCCCUCCAAUUAGAGAUCAAGAGAUAUUAGAGCAUGGGACAGCAAUGUCUGGUUUGAUAGGCUCACCAGCUUUUGGUGUCUUAAAGAAAUGUAAUCUAAUAGAUGUAAAUGUAGGAGAUGAGAAUGGUAAAGUUUUUAUGUCAAAAGUAUUGAAAGGGUUAAAUUUGGUUCAACAACAUGUUAAACAUACAAACAGGCCAUCUGUUAUUAAUUUUUCUUAUUGCACUUUAAAAAAUGCUAUUUUAAAUUCAGCAUUCGAUAAUUUCCCAAGAGAUGUUCCAAUUGCUGUUGCAGCAGGUAAUUAUAAACAACCUGGAUGUAGCUUCAGUCCUGUAGGUUGUCAAAGAAAUAAGUCAUUAUUGGCAUUUGGUUCACUAUUAAUGAAUGAUGAUGGAAUUACCCUCUCGGACUUCAGUAAUUAUGGUUCUUGUGUAGGUUCAUACGCUCCUGGAGAAGGAUUAUUAACCUUUGGAAUUCCUGACACAUCAAGACCAAAUUCACGUGACACAGUUAUCAUAAUCAGUGGUACUUCAGGUUCAAGUGCAUUAGGUGCAGGUGUAAUUGGUUAUUAUAUGGCCCAGGGAAUUCCAGGGGAAGAGGUAGUUGACAGUUUACGUAUAGUUCAGCCUAACCUAACAUCCUACGGUAAGAACAAUGGAAUCAACAUUCUAAAGAUGGCAUGA